This is a messenger RNA of Sphaerodactylus townsendi, 1505 nucleotides long. RefSeq names its product 5'-aminolevulinate synthase 2 (gene ALAS2). The coding region runs from base 120 to 524 and encodes 134 amino acids. Gene Ontology annotation, biological process: porphyrin-containing compound metabolic process. NCBI's taxonomy places the organism in Eukaryota, Metazoa, Chordata, Lepidosauria, Squamata, Sphaerodactylidae. The record is from RefSeq and is a predicted model, not a curated record. Gene Ontology annotation, cellular component: mitochondrial matrix. The transcript is spliced from 4 exons. Gene Ontology annotation, molecular function: pyridoxal phosphate binding; 5-aminolevulinate synthase activity.
CUCUAAGGUACCCCUGGACUAAAAUCUAGCUUUUCUGCCUCACAGGGUUGAUGUGAGGAAAAAAUAACAGAGGAGAGCCACAUAUGUGAUUCUGAGCUUCUUGAGGCAAAGCCGGCACAAUGGCCUCCUUUCUCCAGCGCUGCCCCUUCCUGAGCCGGGAUCCAACCGUCUUCCUUCGCAAAGUUCGCCCCUUGCUGGUGACCAGUGCUCAGCGCUGCCCAGUAAUGGUUGCCCGCACAUUCUCCUGUUCCGCUUCAGAUCUGCAGCGUGGUAAACAGCCCUGUGGAGAGACAGCCUCGGCGUCUCUCCCCACCACUCAAUGCCCCUUUAUGGAAUCCGAGCACCAGGGUCGGCAGAGUGCCUUUGUUCAAGAGGCCAAACCUGAGCUCCAAGAGGAUAUCCGACCUUUCAAGUCAGGUAUGCUGGACUCUCUUCUUCGGGAAGUGCAAACCAGCCUCCGAAGAAAGUGGCUAGACUCUGAUGAAGUGACCCACCUCAUCCGGGACAAUAUGCCAGGUGGGUAAAAAGGGCUGCAAGCAGUAGUGGGAUUCAAAUAAUUUAACAACCGGUUCUGGAGGUGGGAUUCAAAUCAUUUAACAACUGGUUGUUUACAAGCACCAUUUUAACAACCAGUUCUGCCGAAGUGGUGCAAACCUGCUGAAUCCCACCACUGGCUACAGGUUGUGCCUGGGGGUUGGGGAUAUCAGUGACCUCACCUGACUCUCCUUCUUCACGGUUUCCCUCUUAACAAAGUUUGCUUAUCUGCAGCGGGCCCAAGCGUUGACCUUUUCAAGCUUCCAGUUCUCAAGGCACACAUUUCCCUGAAUUAAAACAAAAGAAAGAAAACAGGCUUGGCACGUAACUCAAAAACAACUCAGUUAACAGCUGUAUGCACCAGCUAUGGACAUCAGGCGUCCAUCUGUUGACUACAGCACCAGAUCAGGGUCUGAAUACACGGAAUAAAGCAGGCCAUCCUAGAUCGGCAGGGUUUCCAACCUUUGGGUGGCAGUUGAAGAUCUCUUACUACUACAAUCGGGAUCAGUUCACCUGGAGAAAAUAGCUCCCCUCCCCUCCCCAAACCCCACCCUCCUCCUGCCCUACCCAAAAAUCUCCGGGUAUUUCCCAGCCCACAGCUGGCAACUCUAGCCAAGGCCGAAGACCUGAAGGAGAGCAUUUCUAUAGCUGCACGCCUGCCUCUGAUUCAUUUCUUUUUCCUCCCUCUUCUUGAAGACAGCACUAACAACACGAAGGGAGAACAGCUUAUGGCACACAGUUGUCGAACUGCGAUGAUUAUAUCCUUCGUCUGCCAUGACGUGACUAAGAGCGUAGCAUAAAAAGGGUUCUGGGCCAGAAAGGCCCAGAGGCAGAUCCUCAGAAUUACCACCUCUUGACUUAAUAGGGCCCUAAAGUCAAACUGCCUUAUUUCUCUCCCUACUGCCACAUCCUGAGUUUUGCUAAUUACUUGCUCUCACCUCCUCCAUGACUGGCACUUCCUGAUACCUGGC